Molecule: messenger RNA, 2577 nt
Organism: Capsicum annuum
Lineage: Eukaryota; Viridiplantae; Streptophyta; Magnoliopsida; Solanales; Solanaceae
Product: O-fucosyltransferase 37
Exons: 6
Coding region: 820-2493 (557 amino acids)
Cellular component (GO): cytoplasm
Source: RefSeq, a predicted model, not a curated record
UUAGUGAUUUUUCAGCUUCUUUAGUGAUCAAAUCUUGCAAGUACAAACAAGUCAGAUCAUCUCAGUUGGAGAAGGGAACAGAAAAAGAAAGUUUGUUACUAUUAGGCGCAGAGCAGAUUAUCCAUGCAAAAUUGCAAAUCUCCUACACUACACAAAUGACAUCCAAAAUUACUCCAUCUUGGAGACUGAAAGAACAUAUAAACAGGGACAAAAAACAGAGUCAAGAAUGAUAAAUUGCCUUCUUUUAAAAAAAAAACUAAUGCCUGAUGUGCAUGAAAAUUGAAGACUGGUUUUGCCUCGUCGGAAAAUUACCAGUGCAGACAGGUCAUUUUGUAAAUGUAUAUAUAUGCUAUAUAUGUUAAAUUCCCUUGAAAUAAAUUAUAUUAUGUUUCUUAAUAUUGCGAUUUCAAACUUGUUGUGGUCAUUCAUUUGUUUUCAUUCUCACCCACCACCCGUGCCCUUUUCGAGCUAGGUGAAGGGUCCUCAUGUUCAAUAAGUAGAAGCACAAUCGAUCUGCUGCAAUUUGCAACUCUUUUUAAGAACCAAAAAGAAAGUCGUACAGAGAAAAACUGCAAUAUACAGUUAUGAGUUGUUCAAGUUCUGGCGGGAAAGGAACCAAAAAAAAAAAAAAGAAUCUCUUAACCAACUUAACUGUAAAUGCUAACCACCCCCACCCCCACCCCCCACUCCCCAUCAGUUUUCUGAUUCUUAAAGAGAAACAGAGUACUGCCUCAGCAAAAAUUUUCUGUUAUUUGACAGUUUUCUCUCUAGAAAACCAAAUUUUCUUCCAUUGAAUACACAGAGAAAGCUCAAUCAUCAAUGGCGCGAACAAGAAAUUCGAAGAGUUCAUCAUUCGUCUCUCUGAUGAACCCAUCAUUUUUCACUCAUUUGCUCUCGCUACCUCCAUUCCAUUCUCUCCAUUACUCGCCCCGGAAGAAUUCAAGAAUCACCCAAACAACCCCAUUUCUCUCUUUCUGUUUCGUCUCUCUGUUCAUUGCCCUCUUUUUCUUUGGGAUUUUGUUGAUCACAUUCACUACCCUUUUCCAAAAUUCACUCUCGUGCGCCCAUACUUCUUAUUACUCUUCGUCUUCUCCUCUGUUCUUAGCCUCUGUUUUGGCUGCGGCAUCAUCAGGUUCAGACUUCGCUCAAGAUGAUGAACCGUUUACUCUGUCUACCAGUGCAAUGGUGCCGUUGCCGGCUCAUGGGAUAGUCGGAAACUUAACCGAGGAGGAGAAAGAGUUCUGGAAACAACCGGAUAAUCAGGGGUACAUCCCUUGUUUGGAUUUCAGUCUCAAGUAUCGAACAGCUUCUGCAAAGAUUUCGAAAGAGAAGAGGAAGUUUUUGGUUGUUGUGGCUUCUGGUGGAUUGAACCAGCAAAGGAACCAGAUUGUUGAUGCAGUUGUUAUAGCAAGAAUUCUUGAAGCUGCUCUUGUUCUUCCUGUUUUGCAAGUGAAUCACAUUUGGGGUGAUGAAAGUGAAUUUUCGGAUAUUUUCGAUGUUGAGCAUUUCAAGAAGAUUCUGAAAGCUGAUGUUCGAAUUGUGGCGUCUUUGCCAUCGACACAUUUUGUUUCUAAGCAGACGAUAAACCGCGAACUUCCUUUUCAUGUAUCACCACUCUGGCUUAGAGCCAGAUUUCUCAAGCAACUAAACCAAGAAGGUCUGCUUAUAUUGAAAGGAUUAGAUUCUAAGCUCUCCAAGAAUCUUCCACCAGACUUGCAGAAGCUCAAAUGCAAGGUUGCAUUCCAUGCACUGAGAUUUGCAGCUCCAAUAAGGGAGCUAGGCUAUCAGAUAGCUAGAAGAAUGUGGAUCGAGGGUCCUUAUGUCGCGAUCCAUCUCAGGUUAGAGAAGGAUGUGUGGAUCAGAACCGGAUGUCUUACCGGUUUAGGCAGGCAAUACGACAGUAUUAUAAGUAGAGAACGGGAAUCUCAUCCUGAGUAUCUCACUGGCAAGUUGAACAUGACUCAUGCACAGCGGCGGCUUGCUGGAAUGUGUCCCUUAAAUGCAUCAGAAAUGGCUAGAUUUCUGAAGGGAUUAGGAGCACCAAACAAUGCUCGUAUAUAUGUUGCUGGAGGAGAGCCCUUUGGAGGCACACAAGCUAUGCAGCCUCUACAGAAGGAGUUCCCAAAUUUAGUGACAAAGCAUACAUUGGCGCGAAACGGAGAGCUCACUCCCUACUUGGAGAAGUCUUCAACAUUGGCAGCUAUCGACUACAUUGUGUCUCUAAGCAGUGAUGUUUUCAUCAAUUCCCAUGGAGGUAACAUGGGCCGAGCACUCGAGGGACAUAGGGCAUAUGUUGGACACAGAAAGUACAUAAAGCCAAACAAGAGAAUGAUGCUGCCAUUCUUGGAAGAUUCAUCUGUACCUGAGGAAGAAUUCAAAAGGAUAAUGAAGAAACUGCAUAGCAAAAGCCAGGGGCAACCUGAGCCAAGGGCUAAAAAGAUUGACAGAGAUGUAAUUGCAUAUCCUGUCCCUGAGUGCAUGUGUAGGCAAUAAUAGACACUGUCCCAACAAGUUAGAUCAUUGAUGCUGGUUUUUUGUAUGCAAAUAUUCAUACCAUGAUGAGUUUGUUUCACAGUU